Messenger RNA from Sphenostylis stenocarpa, 1005 nucleotides. Lineage: Eukaryota; Viridiplantae; Streptophyta; Magnoliopsida; Fabales; Fabaceae. The record is from the annotation of a GenBank genome assembly.
AUGGAUUCUCUAAGAGUUCUACAUCUCUCGGGUUGUACUAAACUUGAAAGCACGCCAGAUUUUACUAGGAUAACAAAUCUUGAGUAUCUUGACAUGGAUGAAUGUACCAGUGUAACAUCUAUCCAUGAAUCUAUUGGAGUCCUUUCAAACCUCACAUUCUUGAGUUUGAGAAACUGCACAAAUCUUCUUGAAGCUUUGCCUUGCCUUCCAACUGGAGGAGCUGCAUCAGGGGGGAAGUAUUUUAAAACAGUAUCUGGAUCUCGUGAUCAUAGAUCAGGCUUAUAUCUUUUUGAUUGUCCCAAAAUGGCUCAUAUAUUGUCUAAACCUUGGGAUUGGAGUUUGGAUCUUGCAUGGCUUUCCAGACUAAUUCAGGAACCCUAUCAUUUUCGAUGUGGCUUUGACAUUGUUAUUCCUUGGGGUUCUGAAAUUCCAUGGUGGUUCAAUGAAAGAUUUAGAGAGGAUUCGAUUGUAAGGAUAAUGGAAUUCAAUUUGGAUGAAAACUGGAUCGGCUUUGCCUUUUGUGUAACAUUUGAGCUCAAUAACGGUCCGGUGGUUGCUAGUUCAUCAUCGUCUCGGUUUUAUCUUUCUUUUGAAAGUGAACAUACAGAAGAAUGCUUUGAUAUGUCACUUUAUUUGAAGGUAAAUGAGACUAAUGGAUCAAAACAUAUUUGGAUCAUUUAUAUUUCUCGAGAACACUGUCAUUUUGUGAAAACAGGAGCACAUAUCACGUUUAAAGCCCAACCAAGUGUUAAGAUCAAUGCAUGGGGGAUGAGGAGUAUAUUCUUGCAAGAUGUAUAUGAUUUUAAAACAAUGCAACAAGGACAACCUCUUCCAUUCCAUCCUAAUGGUGCAAACCAUGUUGACUUUGAUUUUGUAGAAAAAGGCAACACCAACCCUGGACCAAUAUUUCAACUUCCUUACAAUUGGUUACUUACUGAGGAAGACGAAGUAGAGAAAAAUAAUGCAGAAGUAAAAGAGAACCAUUUGUUAUAUGCGGGACUUUGA